Messenger RNA from Nylanderia fulva, 860 nucleotides. It is a transcript of the gene bcn92, whose product is annotated as LYR motif-containing protein bcn92. Lineage: Eukaryota; Metazoa; Arthropoda; Insecta; Hymenoptera; Formicidae. Gene Ontology annotation, cellular component: mitochondrion; L-cysteine desulfurase complex. Gene Ontology annotation, biological process: iron-sulfur cluster assembly. The record is from RefSeq and is a predicted model, not a curated record.
CGUGUUUAUAGACAGAGUUGCUCAUCCCGGUUGUGAAACUCUGAACUCUGAAGAGAUCACUCAAAGUAAAAAAAGUGCUAACAAAGUAAUAUUACGCAAUGCACGCAUGCAAUAUAAAUUGCAUUUAUUUGUGCUAUCUAUGACAUUACAUACAUGUUGCACUAACUUUUGUCCGAAGAUUGGAUCAAAUCGGAAAUACGGUGGUAUUCCAGGCUAUAGCCUCAGCAAAUUUAUCUGGUUUGCCGGAUAGUUUACAAAAUAGAUCUCAUUUUUUAUUUAAACAAUGGCUCCUAGUCGAAGCGCAAUUUUAUAUCUUUAUCGAAAUUUAAUUGGAGAAAGCAAAAAAUGGGACUCGUACAAUUACAGAAUGUAUGCUCUGCGAAAGAUACGAGAUGAAUUCAAAGAAAACAAAACGUUAACUGAUCAAGAAAAGAUUAAACAAUGUUAUGAAAAAGGACAAGAGGCACUGGCAGCAAUCAGGAGACAAGUCAUACUAGGCCAUCUUUACAAUACUAGGCCAUUAGUGAUUGAAACUAAAAGCAAGUUACAUGAUGCAACUUAGAAUAUACAAUAGUUUUAGACUAAAUAUUUAAAGUUGUAAUAUUGAUAUGUAUUGAUAUGCAUCUUGAAAUUUGUAAAGAUGAAAUUUCUUAAAUCACUUAAAAUUUUCAAAUUUGAAAUAUCAAGUGUAGCAUAUCUUCAAUUCAAUCUCAUCAUGAACACUGUGUUGUGUUUUAAAAGUAUUAUAAAACAUUCGUGAUUCAAGAAAUGUAAUGAUACUUAGUUGUUUAAUUAUGAAGAAAAACUUUGUGACUGCUUGUUCAUUUCUUCAUAAAAUAAAUUUUUAUAAUUCAUCGUUA